Molecule: messenger RNA, 14353 nt
Organism: Struthio camelus australis
Lineage: Eukaryota; Metazoa; Chordata; Aves; Struthioniformes; Struthionidae
Source: RefSeq, a predicted model, not a curated record
AUUUUCUUUCCUAUGUCUGCAGGGAGAGAGACUUGCUGGAGGGACAAAUACAGCCUCCUCUUUGCGAACUUCCAUCCCAUCUGUGUUUGCAGUUCAGCUGCUUUUUUAGCCUCUCGGGCAAUGGCAACUGUGCAUUGUUGGUUCUCAGGAGAAAUCUGCAGUGGUUAAAAGCCUCAAGCUGGAGAAGUGCCAUGGCUUCUAGUUGUCCUGGACCACUAAGAUAACCAAGGAAAUGAGUGCAGCAGCUCGUCAAGUGAUUCACAGUGGAAAGUUUAAAGAACAGAGUGAGAGCUGCUGGGUGCACCAAGAUGCCUAACAGGACAGAAGCGGUAAAGCCAGUUUCUCCGGAUAUGGUUAUUGCCCGCAACAGGAGCUGCUGAAAUCUAGGAGUGCAGUGACAAGGUGGUGUCACCCUCUUCAUCCUGGAGCUGCUGCGUGAGCGUGGAAGUGAAACUGGUUCAUCUGGCUUGUAAUGGGCAGAGUGCAAGCAGUAAGCAAACUGCAUAGCUGAUGGAUGGUGAAGACGGAGAAUCCCUGAUGUAGCAUUAUUGUUGCCUGAUUUCAGCAUGGACAAAGGAGCAGCGCUCAUGUGGCAGCUCGAGGAUUCACCUGGCAAAGCACGACAGCAAGAGCAAAGCUCUGAUGAGGGAGGUGAAUCAGAAGCGCCAGGACAGGCUGUAGGCAGCAAGGACAAGCUGCCCCAGAGACAUACUCUCCAGUGGGAGACUUUAGCAAGACAGUUUGUGGAGUAUGAACAGGUGGCCCCAUUUCUCAUCCCAGAGGAGCAAAAGAGAAGGCUGCUGGACUUUCUUCCGCUUUUUUUAAAGGCCUGGGAACAGUCUGCUGGAGCAAUUGUAUUUCCCAACGUUCAGCUGUUAGCCAGCGAGGUUUCCAAACUUCUGACGAAAGAGAUUAAGAACCACCUCAAUGGCAAGCCUGCAGAGGAAGCUCGGUUGGCCUUGGAGCAACUGCUGCAACAGAAAAGGGAAGUGGAAGAUGGCCAUGUGCUCCUGAAAUCGGUGUAUCUGCUCUCACAGACUGACUUGAGGACUCUGUGGAACAUCAUUGGAUCUGGCCUUCCAGCUGCUCUGAUGCAAUGCCUGUACCUUUUCUUUACUUUUCCUCUGAAGAAAGCCAGUGAUGAUGGAGAGAGAAGUGAGGCUGACACUCAAAUUCAGGAGAUGCUUGUUCAGAUAAUGCAUAAUAUAUACAAAGAGGAACAAGGUGUGGAGGAACUUCUGGCAGCUGAUAAACUUCAGUCAUUAAUUAUAGCAACAGCUUCCCUCUGGGACCAGUGUAGCCCUUCAUGGAAAGUACCCACAGGCCAUGUGCUGCGAACAAUUUCAAAGGCUCAGACCAAAAACAGCAUUGUGUACCUCCAAGCUGUGGACUGCAUUAAGAUAUCUAUUCAGAAUCUCUUUAAACUGACUGAUGCCUUACCUCCUCAUGACAUGUGUGAAGCUGUUAGUAUCAUCUUGUGUUUUGUGAAAGACUCGUAUCCCAUAUCAUCAGCUUUAUUAACAGAGUUUGAGAGUAAUGAUGGCUACCAACUCCUGCUAAAAAUUUUACUCAGAUGUGAGGGGCUGCACAAAAGUGAAGACGACCCAUAUCUGGCAGAGAUUCUGGACAUGCUGACUUGCCUAACAACGUGUGGAAAAACUGAACUAAAAGUUUCUGGCAAUAUUGCACACCCGCAACUACCACACUUUAAUUUUCAGCCGACACGGUCUUCUGGAAUGACAGUGAAAAACCUCCAGGCUUUUCAGGUGCUGCAGUCUGUUUUCCAGAAAAGUAAUGAUGAGCACCUCUGUAGGAGAAUCUUAGCAGCAAUUGGUACUAUAUGGGCCUGGGAUGCAGUGAACUUCUUUCUCCUGGAAUGGACACUACAACCUAUCAGUCAGUUUACUGACAUCAUCCACUUCAAACCACACACGGUGCAGGUUCAUUUCUUCAAGCUGGUGGAGUCAGUGGUGCUAGACUUAUCCUACAUCCCCCAUGAAAUUUUGAAGAAGGUUCAGUAUUUAGUGAAGGAAAAUGUAGUGCCUUUCUGCACCUUAACAGCUCUCCGAUGCCUUCUCAGCAUGACCAAGAAGGACCUGCUAUUCGCUGAUAUAUUCCGUGACUCUGGUCUCUUAGGCCUCCUGCUGGCACUUUUGAGAAAGCAAGCCAAAAUCCUGAGGAAGUCAGCUGGAACCCAAGCGCCCAUCCUGGAAGAAGGCACUGAGAAGGAAUUAAAUGCAGUGAUGCUGAAGAUGGUGGCUGCCCUUACUGUUGGGUCCGUGAGAAACGCUGUUGUUUUAAAGGACUAUGGGAUGGUGCCAUACAUCAAGAUAUUUUUGGAUGAUGAGUGCUACAGGAGUGCUACUCUCAGCAUCUUGGAGCAGCUCUCAGUAAUCAACUAUGAAGAAUAUAUGAGCAUUGUUAUUGGGGCCCUCUGUUCUUCUACUCAAGGAGAACUACGCCUGAAACUAGAUCUGCUGAAGUCAUUGCUAAGGAUACUGGAGAGUCCUAAGAGCCAUUCAGCUUUCAGAACUUGCAGUGGGUUCAAUGGGCUCCUGUCCCUUCUCUCAGACAUGGAAGGUGCAUUGCAGGACCCUCCAUCUGGGCUGUGGGCAGCAGUUGGACACAACUGCAUUUUGGAACUUGUUUUCUACACGCUUCAAGGGAUAACAGCAGCCCUACACCUGGAUCCUGUCAAUAGCAACUUCUUCCAGAGGAAUGGCCUCUUUGAAAAGAUGGCAGAGGAUCUUGGGACACUUGGCUGUUUCUGGACUCAAGGAGAAUGGCAAAUUCCUCUAGGCCUUGAGAAGACGAGGACGUUUGCAGAAUUCUUGGAUGCAGCUUUUUGUUCCUCGGAACCUUUUCCAAUGUGGCUGAAAAACUGCAUAUGGAUUCUGAAUUUUCUUGAUCACAUGGUCAAAGGGACCCUCCAUCUGGAGAGCUACUUCAAGGAGAUGAAGCAAGAAGUGGAAGAGGCAUCAAGAAAUAAUCAGGAGGAACCUCAAGCUCAAGAAGAGCAUCCUGUGACUUUCAGAAAACCAGGCAACAAAUUACCUGCUUCUGCAUAUAGGCCAUGGGGAAACCCUGAAGAGAAGUCAGAAAUGGGAGACUGUGCCAUUGUGCACCCAGGCGCUGUCUGUGUUAUGGUGAGGUUGCUGCCGAAGCUGUACAAAGAGGGUCACUCUCAGCUUUCUCAGGAAAUCCAGUGUGCUGUGGCUGACCAUAUCCAGUCCCUGGUGAAGUCGGAGAAGAGCCGCCAGGUGAUGUGUGGCUCUGGCUUGUUGAGCACUAUCAUAACUUCCUGUCAGGAUGCCCUCCGCAAUGAGAGCCACCCACUGCAUCUGCCCCUCACUAGGGUUUUCGAGAAACUUGCCUCACAGGCUAUUGAACCAGAUGUAUUAAGGCAAUUUCUUUGGUUGGGAAGUUCUCCACCAGUAGCUGUGAGGCCCAGUACAAACAGGACCAAGGUCCUUUCAUGUCAAGGGAGUGAUUCAGCUGAAGCAGCCUGGAAUGAAGGUUCAGAAGUGGUCAUGGUGGACAGUAAAACUGCUCCUCAGACAGUUGUGCCUCUCAGCAGCUCCCCUUGGGUGUCUAAAGGAUCUGCACUGGCACUCCAGACUGCAAUGAGCCUGAUCUCCAUGACAUCACCACGAAACUUCCAGCUCCACAACACUGCUUUGGCUCCAUCAUUUGUGGAGUUUGACAUGUCCAUGGAAGGAUAUGGGUGUUUAUACCUCCCUACCUUGGCCACUGUCAUGGGCCCCAGUGCCGAGCAGUCUGUCUCGGGAGGAAUCGGCAUGGGCCCCAGAAUGUUCCCUCCCUCAACCGGGCUGACUUUCUCCUGCUGGUUUCUGGUUAACAAGUUUGGUUUGGUGCACAACAGUCACCCACUCCGUUUCCUCACUAUUGUGAGGCACAUGUCAAGAACAGAGCAAGAGUUUGUCUGCUUUUCAGUAAGCUUUUUCCCCCAGGACCGUUCCUUUGUCAUUUCCACAGAAGAAGUGGAAUUCCAGCCACUCGACAUCAUGGAACCUGAGGUCGAGGUCCAAAAUCACUCCCUAGUUCCAAGGCAGGUCCAGUUUGGUUGUGGCAAGCUGCUGGUCACUGGCCAGUGGUAUCACCUCACAGUGACAGUUGCUAAGGAAGCAAGGAAGAACUGCGUUGUGACAGCGUAUAUAAAUGGUCAGAUGCUUGGCUCCGCUAAGAUGCAAUACCUGCAACCCUUACCAGGUAGCUGUAUUUCCAUGGAACCCUCUUCCUUUAUUGAUGUCUAUGGGUACAUAGCUACUCCUCGAGUUUGGAAACAGAAAUCGUCUUUGACCUGGCGCCUUGGCCCUACGUACUUGUUUGAAGAAGCCAUCUCUGUGGAAACCGUGGAGUUGAUUAGUAAGCUUGGCCCACAGUAUUGUAGCAAUUUCCAAGCAGUACAGCUUCAAGAUGAGGAUCAGAGCAGUGAGCAUAAUUCUAUACUGCUGGUGGGAGAAGAGAGAAUUUCUUUUGGAAUCAAUGCCACAUGCUCGUCUUUCACUACAGUCCAAGAUAUAAAGAGUUCCUACAAUGAAGUGGAUGGUCGCCUGAUUGCCAAAGAGAUGGGGAUUAGUUCUCGGGACAGUUCAACUCCAGUUUUCCUGGCUAAGAAUAUUGCUGGACACCUCUCAGGUUUCUUGCGGACUAUUGGAUCGGUUGCUGUGGGCCAGUAUGGAGUGAGAGUGUUCCAGUCCUCACCAGCAGCUACUAGCCUGAACUUUAUUGGAGGCCCGGCCAUUCUUCUGGGUCUCAUUGCUAUGGCCCGUGAUGACCACACCAUGUAUGCGGCUGUCAAAGUCCUGAACUCCAUUCUGAACAGUAGCCCAAUGAGUGAAAAAUUGAUGAGGCACAUGGGUGGAUACCAGUUGCUGGCAUAUCUUUUGAAGAGGAAGACACAGCUGUUAAACAACAGGAUUUUACAGCUAGUGUUUUCCCUAGUGGGCACAGCUGAACUUGGCUUUGAGUCUUCCGUUAUCAAGAAUUAUAGUGCAUUCCAGUAUGUCCUCUGCAACUUUGAGCUUUGGAUGACAGCACCAGAAAAUCUUGACCUUGCUCUUUUUUCUCAUCUUGUGGAGAUCCUGCAGUCCUCCAGAGAUGGAUAUCAGAAUGCUGAAGUUGCCUACCAGGUGCAAAUGGUGCCCAAGCUCGUUUUCCUCUUCAAUGAUGCUGAAAUCUGUAACUCCAGGGUCACUGUGGUCUGCACUAUUCUCUCCCAUCUGUUGCAAGGAUAUUUUAACACGAGGGAUAUUCUCAGGAUUGGAUUGUUCCUUGUUUAUACUUUGAAACCCUCUUCCGUGGAUGAAAAUCUGAUUUGCCUGGAUGGUGUAGCUGAGAUGCCCGAUGAAGCCUUAAGCCAAACAUCUGGAAAGACGAUCUGUCUUCGAAACCAGUUACUGAAGAUGCUGUUAGAUGUAAUGCACUCAGAUAAACUUCAUCUGUCCUCUGAGGUGCGAGAAGAAACAUUCUUGGCACUGGGGCCGGACUGGUUUCUGCUCUUCACCCAGAGCUACCUGCACUCCACCACAGUUGUGCUAGGAAUCAAGCUACUUCUGUGCUUCCUCCACAAUCGUUCCCUGCUGAAAAAAUUCAAGGAGGGGAUAGUGGCUGGGCGCUGGCUGGAAAACAGCUCUGCAGGGUUGGGUAUUCUAAUGGAUAAUUUAAAACCUCAGACUCCAGUACCUGAUAACAGCUCCUUCUUGAUUUUUGGGUUUUCUGUGUUGCAAACAUGCCUGACUGAGCAUGUCCACGUCCCUGAGAUCUACUUACUGGUGGCAGGGCUCUUUCUGGCAACUCCACAGUGUGAACCACCUGAAACAGCCAAGAGAGAUCUUGACUCUAUGCUGCAGUGGAUCUUGCAGCACCACUUUACAGAGAAUGUCCUCAAAAUCGGGUUGUGUGCAGAGGCAGCCACUUUGCUACUGGAAAUGGUUAAGGUCACUGUGGACAAGCCUAUUGUAGAUGCAGAAGCCUCCUGGGAAAUUGCCUAUCCACGGAAUAUUAUCCAGUUUCUGGAUUUGGUCUAUCACAGUUAUACUCAGGACCUUGUGUGGCGCUGUCCUGACUUCUUGAAAACUUUGGCUAUGGUUGCCUUCCACUCUGGAGCACCCAAGGGAGGCUCUGAAGGUCUUUUGUCUCCUGAUGGUCCAGCCAUUGCUGAAGGGAAGGGCUGUGUUGAUCCUUCAUCUCUCUCGCUCCUACCACACCCUGCCAAGAAACAAGUGUGGGAUUUCAUGCGAGUCCUCCUGAUGGACAGUCUGCUCAACAUCCCAGCGAACAAACAAGGGCAUCCGUUUGAGCUGCUUAUUGAGGCUUCUCCGGAAGAUGCCACCGGUGAGCAGAAGAGACAUUUUCAGACAAAAGUCUUACUGUCUGCUAUGGAUGUCUUCCAUGUUUCCAGCCAAGGUGAGGGGAAAACAAGACCAAGAGGGAGCAGUGAUCCUCAUGGCACUUCAGAAUCAACUGCAUCUACAUCCGUAGUGAAUGUUGCUUAUUUUGCUCAGAAGCUGAUUGAGAAGCUGAACAGCAGAAUGUUUGCUGCUGACCCCAAGCAAAUCCUUCUCUUUAUUGCCAAACAGAUUGUGGUUGUGUUAGAAGGCAGCUUUUCUCAAAAGGAAGUUUUCCUCAGUACCCUGUACAGCUGUCUAAACCGAGCCAUCCUGUACUGCCUCUCCAGACCACAGCAGUCACUGCCUGAACAGUUUAACAUCCUGAACACUCUCAAUGUCCUGCAGGAGCAGUGGGACAUUAUCUUUGCAACUUACAACUCAAAUAAUAAUUUCAUCGUCUGCCUCAUGCACUGCCUUUGCCAGCUGAAUUCGGGCAGCUAUCCAGAAGGUUUUGGGGUUGAUGCAAAACCCAAACUCACUUCAUAUCACCAAAUUUUUCUUGCUCCCAGUGAAGAGGAGAAGGGCAGCCUGCCUACUCCAGAUGAUGUUCAUCAAGAGAUUCUGAGAACAGUAGAAAUCAUCUGGAAGCAGCUCAUUUCUCAGAGGCGGCAGGCUCUGGAGGACGCUUACAAGAUGGAUCUCUCUGUAAAAGGAGGUGACAAAGAGUGGGAAAUGAAGAUAACUGAGAUCACCCCUCUGUGGGAAGAAACGAUGACAAAAGCUUGGCAACACUUGAUAGCAUCUGAAAAGAAAGCUCUCCAGAAUAAAGCAGGGCCUGGCCUGUCACAGAGCAAGCACAAUUCAUGGAGUGAAAGCCUCUCUUCAGCAAUUAAGUUGAUGCCUGGCCGAACCACAAAGGAAAUGGGAUGCAAAACUGAGGGAUUUGUGUCGUGUAUGGAAAGGUACCGAAGAAGUGGGCAGGAGCUGUAUGCUUCUUUGUACAAGAAUCACAUACAGGUGCUGCAGUGUGGUUACAGCAAAGCAGCCAAGGACUGGAUGAUAAUCGAGGAACAGCUUUUCUACAGAAGGGGCCCAUGGCGGGAUGCAUCACGGUCCUUCGAGCCACGAUGGAUUCUUGACUGGUAUGAAGGGCCUGCACGAAUGAGGAGGAGGAUUCAGCACACAAGCACUCGAGCAGCAACGAGGCAAAUGAGGAGUGAGGUUCUCCUAGCAAACAGAAAUGAAUCAGCCCUCGCUGCUGAAGAAAAUCCAGGAGAGCUGACGUUAAAUGGAGCAGAAAGGGAGAUGGAUGAGAAGGGAAUGGAUUGUAACCAGCUAACGUUCUUCCCUGCCCUGCAUGAAAGUUUCCAUUCAGAAGACUUCUUGGAGCUGUGUGUGGAGAGACAGAUUAUAUUGCAGGAGUUUGCAGACAGUGAAAAGGUCACGUUCAAAUGCUCCGUGGCGAUUGUGCAGGGGCACACAGCAUUGGAAGGUGUGCUGCUCUUUGGCAAAGCACACUUUUACAUCUGUGAGUGCUUUGUGUUAUCCCCACUGGAAGAGGUGUACUGUACACGACACUGCUUGUCCAGCAUCAGUGAUCCAUUCAUCUUCAACUUAUGCCAUAAAGAUCAUGCUGUGGGAGACCAGAGGUGUUCCCGUUAUUCAUAUCAUGACAUAAAAGAGAUUCACUUGAUGCGCUUUCUUCUGCAGGAGAUUGCCUUGGAAAUAUUCUUCAGAAAUGGUUACUCAAAGUUUCUUGUCUUCCAUGACAGCGACCGAAAUAAGAUGUUUAAGAGAUUUUGUUCUUUCCAACCUGCUUUGAAGUCCAAGGGCAUAACAGAAGAGUCCCUGAAUAUAAGGAAACACACAGGAGGGGAAAAGACAAUGCUCCAGAAGUGGCAGAAGAGGGAGAUCAGUAAUUUUGAUUACCUCAUGUACCUGAACACACUGGCUGGCCGCAGCUACAAUGACUACAUGCAGUAUCCUGUGUUUCCGUGGGUCCUUGCUGACUAUCACUCCCAGACUCUAAACCUUACUAAUCCUCAUACGUUUCGGGACUUGUCAAAGCCCAUGGGAGCUCAGACUGCAGAGAGGAAACGCAAGUUCAUCCAGCGCUACAAUGAGGUGGAGAAGAGUGAGGGAGACCUGUCAGCCCAGUGCCAUUACUGUACUCACUAUUCAUCAGCAAUUAUAGUGGCAUCUUACCUUGUCCGAAUGGAGCCGUUUACACAGACCUUCUGUUCCCUGCAGGGCGGGAGCUUUGAUGUUGCAGACAGGAUGUUUCACAGUGUCAAGAGCACGUGGGACUCAGCAUCGAGAGACAACAUGAGUGAUGUCAGGGAACUCAUUCCUGAAUUCUUCUACUUGCCAGAGUUCCUGACCAAUGCCAACCACUUUGAACUUGGCUGCAUGCAGGAUGGAACGGUGCUGGGAGAUGUGCAGCUCCCUCCUUGGGCGGAUGGGGAUCCCCAUCAGUUCAUUCACCUGCACAGACAGGCACUAGAAAGUGACUAUGUCAGUGCCCACCUCCAUCGCUGGAUAGAUCUAAUUUUUGGCCACAAGCAACAUGGCUCAGCUGCAGUGGAGGCAGUUAACACCUACCACCCUUACUUCUAUGGAGACAAGAUGGACCUCAACAACAUCAAAGAUCCUCUGAUUAAGAGCACUAUCCUGGGUUUUAUCAGCAACUUUGGACAGAUACCAAAGCAGCUCUUCACUAAACCACAUCCAUCCAGGAAUGCCCAGGGGAAAAUUUCUUCAGGAAAAGAGGCUAUGCUGUCUCUUCACUCAAGUGGAAUUCUUCCUCCAUCCCUCAGCAGCCUGCAAAACGUGAAGCUCUCACCGGUUGCAAUCAAAGGUGCAGACUCUCCCAAGGGAGCCAUUGGGCACAUUGUUCAUACUGAGAAAGGCAUUCUGGCUGUUGAGAAAAACAAAGUUUUGAUUCCUCCUCUUUGGAACAAAACAUUCUGUUGGGGAUUUGAAGACUUCACCUGCUGCUUUGGCAACUAUGGAUCUGAGAAGAAUGUGACUACAUUUGAGUGUAUGGCAGACUGGGGAAAGUGCCUCUGUGCUGUAUGUCCUUCAGCAACUACCAUAAUCACAUCUGGAACAAGCUCUGUUGUAUGUGUAUGGGAACUUUCUUUGGUCAAGGACAAAGUGAAACAUCUAAACUUGAGACAGGCUUUGUAUGGGCACACUCAGGCAGUGACCUGCCUCGCUGCCUCUGUGACCUACAGCAUCAUUGUGAGUGGAUCUGAUGACAAAACUUGCAUCGUUUGGGACCUGAACCGGCUAACGUUCAUAACCCAGCUUCCUGCCCAUGGGGCAAGUCUCUCUGCAGUUGUCAUCAACGAUUCAACGGGUGAUAUUGUCUCUUGUGCUGGAUCCUCCUUAUGCCUGUGGACAGUCAAUGGCCAGCCUCUUGUAAGCAUUAAUACUGCCUGCAACCUAGAAAGCCGAAUUGUUUGCUGCUGCUUUGCUGAAGUGAUGGACUGGGAUACGCGCAGCAUCAUUGUCACAGGAAGCACAGAUGGAGUGGUGAGGCUAUGGAAGACUCAAUACACCAAUGCUCUAGGCCAAGCUGCUGGACUGAAAGCACAGAGAGGCACGAUGGAAACACCAGGCAGCACAGGUAACAAGUGUGGAAAACAUCUUGUUCUCUGUCGGGAACUGAAUCCCAGCCUUGCCUUGACUGGAAAACCAAGUAAGAACAGCCCAGCAGUGACAGCACUUGCUGUAUCCAGAAAUUCCUCCAAGCUCCUAGUUGGUGAUGACUGGGGAAGAAUCUGCUGUUGGUCUGUGGAUGAGUAGGAAGAAAUAAUCAGGAACUCUUGUUCUCAGCCUUUUGGAUGGAGAGAAAAUUGCCCUUCAGAGCACACAAGAUUCAGAGGAACCAGGAAGCUUAUGGGGGGAAAUGAAUCUCAAAGGAAUUGUUGGACUGACUCUGCAGUCAGAUCUGGCUGAAAUCAGAAAAUGGACUCCAAAGUUAUGGGAAAGAUACUGACAGACAAUGCAAUGCACAUAUGCUAUAAGAAUUUGCAGUAUUUGUCCUGAGAGAACUUUUAUAUUUUAAAGAUUAUUUUAAAUACUGAAUUUGGCAUAAUAUGCUAUAUUUGACAUCGCAGUUCAAGCUAGCAAAUAAAACUGUCUUGAUGAUGCCAAGGAGCAGCAUAGCUUAUUAAGUUUAACAUAUUCUAGUUUGAGAGAUCAGAAAAUACUGAGGCUUCAAGCUGAUGUAAAGUGCAUUUGUUGCAGUAUUUUUGUUCUUGCCAACACCCAAGGAUGUUAGUAUCUUUGCUCUUGCCACUCCUCCUUCCCUGAACCUGGGAUAUUGCAUGAAAAAUGUAUACAUUCCUUCAAAAAAGUUACUGAGAUCAGAAAGGGAGGGUAGGAGGUACUCGAUUGCAGGUUGAUGGUGGUGCCUUCAUCCAGCUGCACUGUGAACAUCUGUUACCACGCAGUCUUAGGUUACCUAAUCUCUGACUUGAUUUUUCACGGUGAGCAAGGCAGGCAAGAUGCGUGGAAGGGGUGAGGAUGAGGAUCUGGCACAGCUGGUAAAUGUCGUCUUUAAUUCUCCUCUUACACUGCCUUCUUUUCUAGCCUUGCACUGAUGCUCUCUGGAAUAUCAGCAUAUCGCAUGUGCUUCAGGCUUUACCUUCACAAUUACCCUGCAUGGUAAAAGUGGGGGUCUGAAGUAUACGAAAGCUGAGACCGUAGUCCAACAAAGUUGUGUGCCCUUUGGGUCCCCGACUGAGAUGCAGCUGAUGUGAAAAAUCAAGCUCCUUUACAUUUUCUAAGAAUUUGAAGAAACUGUGUUGAUGAUAACUUAACUCCUCCCUUGAUCUGGUAAGGAAAUAAAGCACCUUAUCUUACAAACAGAAGGUCUGAGAAGCCACUUAGGCACAGUGGCUUCCCGAACACCAUGGAUUACAUCAGGGCAGAGCCUAGGGGAACGCAAAGAACAUCGUGGUCACAAAGGACCAUGUGUUCAUACCACUGAACACACCCCCAGGCAGCGAGAGCCACAAGAAUUCCCUGAUUUCCACUGGACUGGGAGUGCUUAACACUGCAAGAGUGGUUUGGUGUGCUGUGGGCAACCAGAGAUUGAGGAACACAAAGAACUGCUCAUGCCAAAGCCUCAGAGAAAGAUACUUGCCAGCAUCACUAGGAAGGAUCAAGAAUAGAAUGCAGAGGGGAUUACUGGUCUUCCUCUAAUUGCACCAUCAACUUUCUUCUUCCUGGAGGGCCCUGCUUUGUUCAUGACUCUUCUUUUGAAUUAUGUUGCUGAACGAGCAAGACUUUCUAUGGCAAACAGCUUCCUUCUUUACAGAGUGCUGAGCCAUGGCCCUCCUCAAGCUCUUGUCUAACCACCACAGUGAAUGAGGUAAUUGCCUGUGGAAAAUGUAGUGACUAGAAUCUUAUGAUACAGGCGUACAAGGAGGUUGCAUUAUGUCUACACAGAAGACCUAGCUGGUUUUCCUUCCUAACCUCUGAGUGUAUGACUUGACGACUUAAAUGUCAUCCUUCCCUGUGCUCAGGGAAACAUUCACUAAAAAUAGACCAAACAGACCAUUUUUUUGCAGUCAAAGUAACCUUAUGGUAGAGAGGUGACCAUGCCCAUCUUUCCUUUUCUUAAGAAGUGACGCUUGAGAAAGGUCAAUUGUCCUAGAAUUUUACCAAAUUAAUUAAAUUCCUUCUUUCCUCUUCCUUCUCCCCAUAUUCCUUAAAAACAAGCUGUGAUUUUGCUACAUGGACAGCAGGACCUGGACUGUGACUAUAUAAUCAGUUGUGAAUACAGUUUUGCAAAAGCAUCAUAAAGGUGAUCAGAGCUAUGGGAGAAGCUGACUACCUGUAUAUUCAUUUACCUAGAGGCUUCUUGAUAGCUUGUUAACUAUACCUGCUCCUUUAGCCUUUUCAUGCAGUCUGUCUUUGUCAAUAGCAGAUCUUCCCUUUCCUAAAGCCAACACCCACUCUGCAGCCUGUGCAUCAAGACUAACCGCUCCAGUGCUCUGGACAUCAGCCUGACUUUGCUUGACAUAAGAGCAGGCCACUUGUAAUUGCACACUAGCCGUGCAUGGAUUUGACAGGUUCAUCACAUCAUACCCAGCCUCAGGUGUCUUGCGUAUUCAGGAGGAAUAGGAGGCACCAACUGUUGUUUUGGAGCACAGAACACAUCCAGAGUGUGCAUGCAUGAAUGAAAGUUGGUAGGUUAAGAAUUAAAAGUUUUCCUGAGUCAAGCUUGUCCUUUUGUUCAAGGAGCUGUAAUUUGGGAGAAUAUAAAAAAAAGAAGAUAGAAAUGAAUUGAAAUUUCCUCUUGGGGAAAAAUCUAAUUAGGAGUGAUUGGUUGUACAACAAUGCUCUGUCCAGAGGAAGCUAGAUAACUCUGAGACGAGCGUGCUGAGAACUGGCGUGUUAAUGCUGGUAACAAAAAAGUGAUACUAUCAUUAUGAUGUGAAUUGCUAACAGCGCUAUGUAUUCUCAACCUCUUUACUCGAUGAGGAUAUGGAUAGUUUUAGGCAGGUGCAGUAGGCAUUGACCGCAUUGCUCCUCACAUUCAGAGGAGCCCCUCUCCACCCAUUAUGUGAACUGCUGUGUGGGGCAGUGCUGGGAUCAUCUAUCUGCACCAGCCCCCAUUCUGAUUCUGUCCCAAACCUUCCCCUGUUUGAAGAGUCACUCGUUUCUGCAAGCAUAAAGAUUGCAAAUAGCACUUACAGAUUGCACAGCCUGAUAAUAGUUGGCAGAGGCCUGUUUGGAGUCCAUCCACUUUGACUGACCCCAGUGGACCCAGCAGAUGUAACUGUGGCCUCGAGUAUGAAGGAAAAUAGAAUCCAACCUUUGGUUAGUGACAAGUCCUUUUUGAGACUGCCAUCUAUGUAGCACCUGGGCAAGUUCUGCUGUGCUGCUCUACCCUACAGAGUUUUGGUCUUUGCUGAAAAGCUGUGAAUUCUAGAGCACUGGGUCGGGACCAUAAUCUCUCAAGGUUGUUGGAGUCUUCCAGUGUAUGGAGGAAUUCUCAGUUUCUUCUCUCCUGUUUAGCUCCAGAUUUUGCCCUGAGUCAUAAGUUAUGGGAAGAAGCACAUACUGUGAGUACUGAAAGCACCACUCCUUGCUUGGCAGAAUUAAGGCACAAAUGUAAGCAUGUCACAGUUACCAGAUUUCGCAGGCCAGCUGUAGCCAGUGUGUGUGAUAGCUAAUAGCUGUGAUCUGGUGCAGUGGAGAGCAGAGAUCCUGGGGGAUGGUGAUAGAAUGCACCUCAUCAUCAUGUUGCAGGCAAGUCCCUGUGGUGUGAAGUAAUUGCGAGAGGUUUCUAAAAUACAGUUGAACAGAUAGCAGCAGCAAGUUCUUGCCAGCACCUACUUUUAUAUUUGUGCCGGGCUCUUGCGUAUUUGGUAAAGGACGAAUGUCGGUGAAAUUCUAUCAACUCAAGAUGUGGAGGCAGCUUUUGCUGAGGCAUAGACGGCCUGGAGCUAGCUGGCUGCCAGCCCUCAGGAGCAGUAAUGGUACCUGCUCAGUGAGCGUCCUGAUGUAAUACUGAUUAUCUAGUGGCCACGUGGAACAUAGAGAUGGUACAUCUAGAAUAUGCUCAAAAAUCAAGCAAGCAGAGCAAUUCCACAGCAAUACAGUAAAGAUGGAGUUGCACCGAAAGUAAGUGGCUCAGUAAAAACAUCAUCAGUGUUGUAAUUAUCUCAGAAACAACUUUUGCAAGGGGUAAGUAGCUCAGGGUGAGAAUUAUCCUUAAAAGAAAUUCAAUCUCAUUAGGAAAAAAAAUGCAGAAUUAAGACACAAUCUUAACUCUGCCCUAUAGGGAACUAAGAAGAGAAAUACGGAACAGCACAACCUUUAUGUGGCUUUAAAUAUCAGUUUAAUCUAAUCAGGGACCAUAAACCCUAAAAUGCCUUAAUCACACUUAUUUGGUUAUUGCACAGACCAUCUUGCUUUCUUGUUCGGCAAUAGGAGUCUUAUAAAUGUUACAGUGAGCAUUAAAUACUGUCUGAUUUCUG